Molecule: messenger RNA, 990 nt
Organism: Drosophila navojoa
Lineage: Eukaryota; Metazoa; Arthropoda; Insecta; Diptera; Drosophilidae
Gene: Nlp
Product: Nucleoplasmin
Biological process (GO): chromatin remodeling
Cellular component (GO): nucleoplasm; nucleolus; cytoplasm
Molecular function (GO): RNA binding; chromatin binding; histone binding
Source: RefSeq, a predicted model, not a curated record
CUAAUUAGUAGCUACCAUUUUGCAAAAGUUUUUGCUCAACACGUGCUCGGCGCUUGAAUUUUAGAUUUUAAACUAUAUCAAAUAAUUGCAAUGGCAGAGGAAUCAUUCUAUGGUGUUACCCUCAGCGCGGAAAACAACAGCGUCACUUGGGACGUUGUAGCCGACGAGGACUAUGCACGAGGCCAGAAGCUGGUUAUCAAGCAGAUUCUGUUGGGCGCCGAGGCAAAGGACAAUGAAUUCAACGUGGUUGAGGUGACCACGAUGAAGGAUUCUGUACAGAUUCCCAUAGCCGUGUUGAAGGCUGGCGAGACACGAGCCGUCAAUCCCGACGUUGAGUUCUACGAAUCAAAGGUGACGUUUAAGCUAAUUAAGGGCAGUGGACCCGUCUAUAUCCACGGCCAGAACAUCAAGGACGACGUUGAGGUUGUGGAUAUGGAGGAGGAGGACGAUGAGGACGAUGGCGAGGACGAUGAGAUUGAGCAUCCAAAGAAGCGCGCCAAAAUCGAGCCCAACGCCGACGGCAAAAACGCCAAGAACCCGAAAAAGAAGUAAAUCGCAAGCAAUGAAGACGAGGAAGAAAGAAGUCUCUAAGCUAAAUCUGUAGAUUUUAAACGUGUUUUAGGCCCUAUAAACAAUAUACAAUUACAAUACAUAACAUAAAACCAUACGAUACGAUAUGUAAAACUUGCAACAUAUAUAUUACAACCUACUAUUUAGUUCCUUUCUCUGAGAUUCUUAAAAUCAGCAACAUUCAAUUCACGCACUAAAGUACUAUAACUACUGAUGAUGUAUACAGACGACCGACUAACACCUAUCCAAUAAGCCAAGUUAUGUAAACAGAAAACUGAACUCCAGCGACUAGUGGGCGCUCCUUGAAGAACAUAUAUUUGUAUAUAAGUACUUUACAAAACGAUUAUUACUUCAGUCCCAGAUGCGCCUUGAACGCUGGCCUCGAUUUUUAUACAUCAACAAAGGAAAUAAACAGAAACU